Zea mays is the source of this 1501-nucleotide messenger RNA. RefSeq names its product S-norcoclaurine synthase 1. The transcript has a single exon. Bases 269 to 1363 code for a protein of 364 amino acids. NCBI's taxonomy places the organism in Eukaryota, Viridiplantae, Streptophyta, Magnoliopsida, Poales, Poaceae. The record is from RefSeq and is marked validated.
CAAAUAUGAUAGAGACUAAGUCUCAUGCUAAAGUAACCCCAACAUGUUAUUAGUUUUCUAACUGAAUUUUAGUCCAUGCAUCGAAUGAAACAAAACGAGGCCUAAAUUUGCAGGCAAAUGGAGGCCUGGCCGGCCACCAACCAAAGUAGCAGCUGUUGUUGAUGCAGACCGGCGGCCGGCUGCGGCUGCGACGGAAGAAAAGUCACUCACUCACGGUCACGGAUGGACGACCAUCUCCAGUUCCAGUUCCAACACCACCAACUCCCAUAUGGACGCCAAGCCGCGCAACCUGGGCGGCUCGCUGCCGGUGCCCAACGUGCAGGACCUGGCCGCGCGCCCCGGCGACGAACUCACGCCGCCCGUGCUAAGCCGCUACCUCCGCGACGACGUCGACGGCGCAGACGCCAACGGCGACGCGGCCUCCUCGGUGCCGGUAGUUGACCUCGCGAGGCUCCUGGACCCGUCGUCGCACGGAGACGAGGAGUCCGCCAAACUGAAGGCGGCCUGCGAGGAGUGGGGCUUCUUCCAGGUGAUCAACCACGGGGUGCCCGACGCGGUGGUCGCGGACGUGAAGGCAGACCUGCAGGCCUUCUUCCGCCUCCCGCUCGCCGACAAGCGCGCGGUGGCGCAGGAGCCCGGCGGGAUCGAGGGGUACGGGCAGGCCUUCGUGGUCUCCGAGGACCAGAAGCUGGACUGGGCCGACAUGCUUUUCCUGUCCACGCAGCCGCCCGAGUACCGGGCCCCGCGCUUCUGGCCGGCGCGCCCGGCCACGUUCGGGGACUCGCUGGCGCGCUACUCUGCCGAGGUGCAGCGCGUGGCCGCCCGCCUGCUGGCGUCCAUGGCCGCGAACCUGGGCGUGGCGGACGCCGCGAGGCUGGCCAGGGUCGCCGACGCGCAGGCCGUGCGCGUCAACUACUACCCGGCGUGCCCGCACGGCAGGGGCAGGGUGCUGGGCCUGUCGCCGCACUCGGACGCCGCCGGCCUCACGCUGCUGCUCCAGGUCAGCGCCGUCCCGGGGCUGCAGAUCAGGAGGCGCGGCGCGUGGAUCAGCGUCGACCCCAUCCCCGGAGCGCUGGUGGCCAACGUCGGCGACGUCGUCGAGGUGCUCACCAACGGCAGGUACAAGAGCAUCGAGCACCGGGCGCUGGUUAGCCCCACCCACCACCGGGUGUCCGUCGCAGCCUUCCACUCCGCCAGGUUCGGCGACACUUACGCGCCGCUUGAGGAGACGAUUGUCGAUGGUGAUGAGCCAGCGAGGUACAGGAGCAUUGGCGUCGAGGACUACGUCCGCCUGGUGCUGUCUAGUAAGCUCCAAGGAAAGAACAUAAUGGACGCCAUGAAGAUCAAUCCGGUCACUGAAUGAAUGAGUGAAUCAUCAUUAUAUAAGAACAAAAGUUCUGAUUUGUGUGUGUCGUUUUGAAUCGUCUUUACAUUUACAAUAAGAGCAGCGGGCGGAUUGCUCUUGGUCAAACUUGAAGUAAACCAUGAACAUGUUCCGAAU